AUGGAAGGAGAAGGAGGAAGCACAAGGAAGAGAGGAAAAGAGGGUGAAGAAACAAGGUACAAAGGAAUAAGGAUGAGAAAGUGGGGCAAGUGGGUCGCUGAGAUUCGAGAACCCAACAAGCGUUCUCGUAUAUGGCUCGGUUCUUAUUCCACUCCUGUUGCCGCUGCGCGUGCUUACGACACCGCCGUUUUCUAUCUCCGGGGACCCUCCGCUCGCCUUAACUUCCCCGAACUUCUCGCCGGAGAAGCCGCUGCUUCCGACAUGUCUGCUGCUUCCAUCAGGAAGAAAGCCACCGAGGUCGGUGCCAGAGUCGACGCCCUCCACCGCCAGCACCACCACGAUGCCGCCGUAGAUUUUGCCGAACGGGUCGACCUUAAUAAGCUACCUGAACCUGCUAAUUCGGAUUAA
Abrus precatorius (Indian licorice) is the source of this 408-nucleotide messenger RNA. RefSeq names its product ethylene-responsive transcription factor RAP2-10-like. Gene Ontology annotation, biological process: regulation of DNA-templated transcription. NCBI's taxonomy places the organism in Eukaryota, Viridiplantae, Streptophyta, Magnoliopsida, Fabales, Fabaceae. The transcript has a single exon. Gene Ontology annotation, molecular function: DNA binding; DNA-binding transcription factor activity. The record is from RefSeq and is a predicted model, not a curated record. The coding region runs from base 1 to 408 and encodes 135 amino acids.